Miscanthus lutarioriparius is the source of this 333-nucleotide messenger RNA. Lineage: Eukaryota; Viridiplantae; Streptophyta; Magnoliopsida; Poales; Poaceae. The record is from the annotation of a GenBank genome assembly.
AUGAUGCGAUCGGGAGCGCGCGGCGGCGACGUGGAGGAGGAGGAGGAGGACCGGAAGCCGGUGAUCAAGCCGGGCGUGCACGUGACGCUCAAGGUGCAGGAUACGGAGGGGCGCACGGUGGAGCGCACCGUGCGGAGGACGCAGAAGCUGCAGGUGGUCAUGGACGCCUACUACGCCAGCGUGCCGGACGUCACCUACGGCACGGGCAGGUUCCUGUACGACGGCGGGCGGCUGAGUGGGGGGCGCCGCGGAGCUCGAGAUGGAGGAAGGGGACGAGAUCGAGUUCUUCACCGAGCUGUUGGGUGGCGGCGGACGUGUUGGUGCUGGUGCUGA